Mucor mucedo is the source of this 1107-nucleotide messenger RNA. RefSeq lists its product as uncharacterized. NCBI's taxonomy places the organism in Eukaryota, Fungi, Mucoromycota, Mucoromycetes, Mucorales, Mucoraceae. The transcript is spliced from 10 exons. Gene Ontology annotation, biological process: developmental process. Bases 96 to 977 code for a protein of 293 amino acids. The record is from RefSeq and is a predicted model, not a curated record.
GGCCGAGGAAAACAUGUCCUAAACUCCGAUAAGCCCGUUUGUUAAAUGUUUUUUUUUUUUUUUUCAAUUCGAGACCGAGGCUCUUUUUAUAACCAAUGUCAAGCAAAGCAGUUAUUGAAAAUUCUGAUCAAAUAACGAUCUUGCGUAUCAAACGUAAAAGAAAUGAAGAGCCUUUAGAUGCAUUGCUCGUUCACCAAGAAAAUGAAAAACGUAGUAAAAAGAACUCUGAAAAGUUGAAGAAUAGCGUAUUAAAAGUGUCUGCCGCUGCACUUCCAACCUUGUUUCGUUUGGCCGAGACGGUCGAACAAAAGAGUUUUUCCGAUUUGAACGAAGCCAAAAAGUUAAAAGAUCGUAUUUCGAGACGUAUUCAACCAGGUUCAAGUAGACCCCAAACACCCACCACUUUAGAAGAAAAAAAAGAUCGCCUUGUUAGAGAACAAAAAGAAGCUUCAAGUAAAGCUAGAUACAGAGUGAUUCACCAAAACAGAUCAAGUCCGGAUGAAGAUGCUCCACCAGUUGUACAAAGUGCGGCUGAAAAGGCAGCCAAAGACCUUUUCCAAAUGUAUGAGGCUGUCAAAGACGAGGAGACCUCCAAAGCAAAUUUGUUUAUGGAUGACGACACGGAGGACCCUGAUGACAUAAUGUGUAACUUCAUUCCUAUGGUCAAGGAAUAUUUGACAUUGCAAGAAAGGGAAACGGAGAAGGAAGAGGAUUAUGUAUAUGAUGUUUAUUAUAGAGACGAUAACAGUUUUGAGCAAGGCAUCAACUCAAAGAAUGUUGGUUCUCUUGUUUGGUUUGACGAUACUUCAGAGUAUCUGGAUGAUGAUUCUGACAGCGAAUUGGGAGAUGAUGUAGAUGAGGACUCAAAUGCUGAGGACUAUUACCAAAACGACUAUCCCGAAGAGGAGGAUAGUGAUGAAUUCGAAGACCAAAAUGGGUUUGAACUUUCAAGUGAUGAAGACGAUUAUGUAUUGUAGAAUUUGAUAAACUCGACUUAAAUACUAGACAGAUAGUCAGCAGGAAUCGCUUUUUUUUUUUUUAAAAAAAAAAAAUGUUUUGUGCAUGAUUGAAAAGUAUACUGGGUAAACAACUCACUAUUGUGUAAAA